Messenger RNA from Carica papaya (papaya), 588 nucleotides. Lineage: Eukaryota; Viridiplantae; Streptophyta; Magnoliopsida; Brassicales; Caricaceae. The record is from RefSeq and is a predicted model, not a curated record.
AUGGAGACCCAAGUUUACAUGGAGUGCAAUCGAAACCACGCCGCCCAUCUCGGUGCUUACUCACUAGACGGCUGCCGCGAGUUCCUCUCCCAAAACGAGGAUGAGUACUCUUGUGCAGCCUGUGGGUGUCACCGAAAUUACCACCGCCGUAUCCCGCUAAUCGACCUUGAGACCGAGCCGGUGCCGGUCACCGUCGAAGACGGCGAGGGGAGUGGUGGCCGUGGUCGUGGACGUCGUCUUGGACGGCAACGUUUUAACUUCAGCCUUCGGGUCAUCAAGAAUAUCGCCCGCUUACGUGGCGAAAUGGUCCGGAGUGAGCGCCCCCAGCCCCCAGCCCCUGUGCCGGCUGACCCUCUGGGGUUCAGGGCCAGGCCCAAGAAGGCGAGGUUCACCGUGGCUCAGCGUGAAGCGUUGCUGUCCUUGGCCCAGAGGCUCGGGUGGAAGAUGAGGCACAGGGGUCAUAAAGCCGAGGUGGAUCGGGCCAUCAGCGAGAUAGGCGUGUGUCGGCGCGUCUUCAAGACUUGGCUCUACAACAACAAGAGGUUUUACCAUGUCCGUGAAGCAGCCUCCUCCUCCCAUACCCCAUAG